Messenger RNA from Cooperia oncophora, 498 nucleotides. NCBI's taxonomy places the organism in Eukaryota, Metazoa, Nematoda, Chromadorea, Rhabditida, Trichostrongylidae. The record is from the annotation of a GenBank genome assembly.
AUGUUAGAAGAUUACGCACUCAUCUCCAUUCAGUUCGAGGCUAGUUGUUACUCAUAUUUACAGGUGCUCUUUGCGACGCUCAUCAGUUUCCUUAUCGAACAAUCGUCAUGCGCCUUCGGUAUGAUGCUCGCAUGCAUCUCACCUUCUUAUCCGGUGGCAGCAUCGGUAGCUGGCCCUAUUCUCACGCUGCUUUCACUUACGGGUGGAUUAUAUGCGAACGUUGGCUCACUGCCGACCUACAUCGGUUGGAUACAGUAUCUCAGUUGGUUCAGGUACGAAUAUAUGGGUUCGAAGCCUUGGCUAUUAACCAAUGGACUGAAGUCAACAAUGCGAAUUCCACCGUUUGGAACGAUCAGCGACGAGACGAAGUACUGGCGCAGUACUCGUUUCAAAGCUGAUCGUUUCAUUCUCGAUCAGUUUUUGAUGGUGGCAUUCAUAUUCGUGUUCUACUUGAUAGGAUAUGUUGGAUUAUCGAUAAGAAUCUAUCGGUCGCGAUAG